AUGGAAGCAGAAAAGAAAAACAAAUGGAGAUGUGACAAAUGUAUUAUUAAAGCAAAACAAGUGCCUAAACCAUCCAAUGGUUCAGAAACUGCUUCCUUAUUGUCAGAAAAUAACAAAAUUGAUACCAGCACCGUAAGUUAUGAAAACGUGACAACUCGUCAACGUAAUAAAAUUCGCGCAUCUUCGCUAGAACCGCAGGACAACACAUUUGAAAAGACCAUGGAAGACAACUCUUUGACUAUACUCGAAGACACGCGUAUGAGUCUCCCAGACCUUAACAUAGCUGAACACAAAGAACUACAUGAUGAAAUCAGCUUCUUAAAAACACAGCUAGCAAGUGCCCAUUUGGAAAUAGACAGAUUGAACUUACAGGUUACAGAUUUAAAAAAAAAGAAUAAACGACCAACAAAGAAAAAGUCAACUAUUAAAACAAUUGAUAAAGGAACCUGCACCACGUAA
Parnassius apollo (apollo) is the source of this 459-nucleotide messenger RNA. The record is from the annotation of a GenBank genome assembly. Lineage: Eukaryota; Metazoa; Arthropoda; Insecta; Lepidoptera; Papilionidae.